Messenger RNA from Trichoderma harzianum CBS 226.95, 2178 nucleotides. RefSeq lists its product as hypothetical. The coding region runs from base 1 to 2178 and encodes 725 amino acids. NCBI's taxonomy places the organism in Eukaryota, Fungi, Ascomycota, Sordariomycetes, Hypocreales, Hypocreaceae. Gene Ontology annotation, cellular component: cytoplasm; microtubule; membrane. The transcript is spliced from 3 exons. Gene Ontology annotation, molecular function: GTP binding; microtubule binding; GTPase activity. The record is from RefSeq and is a predicted model, not a curated record.
AUGACAGCAAGCCAGGAUAUCACUACUCUAUCAAACCCUCCGUUGCUUGAAAAAAUCGACAAGCUCCGCGAUUUGAAUAUUGGUCAACAUGUGCCUCUGCCUCAGCUUGUUGUGGUCGGAGAUCAAAGUUCUGGAAAAUCGUCUUUGCUAGAAAGCCUGAGCGGAAUCCCGUUUCCUCAAGACCAAAGCCUCUGCACUCGUUAUGCAACGCAAAUCACUUCGCGACGUGAUAUCAGCAACUCUGUUGAAGUACGAAUCAUUCCUGGGCCACACGCAUCGGAAGACCAUAGGAAGCAUGUCGAGGGAUUCCACAGACAGGUGCAUUCAAGCUUGGAGUUUCGGGAACAGUUUCCAGACAUCUUGAAGAAGGCCAAUGAAAGGAUGGGUGUACGGUCCGAUAUCUCAACCGGAAUUGGCACUGUGUUCAGUGAGGAUGUCCUUAAGAUUGAGGUUUAUGGACCUAACGAGGACUAUCUCACCAUCAUUGAUGUCCCCGGAAUUUUCCGCACCACUAUGCAAGGAACCACCAAAGAUGACAUGGCCAUGGUGAGAGACCUGGUCAAGAGAUAUAUCAAAGACGGCCGCACCAUCAUCUUAGCAGUACUGCCGAGCAAUGUCGACAUUGCCACCCAAGAGAUCUUGGAACUUGCAGAAGAAUACGACAAGAAGGGCGAACGUACUCUCGGUGUUCUUACCAAGCCCGAUUUAGUACUCGAACCCAGUGCACAAGCUGCCGUCUGCAACCUUGUUCAGGGCAAAAAACGGCCACUCAAUCUUGGCUACUUCCUUGUCCGAAAUCGAGGACCGAACAGCGGCUUAGAAGGGCCUUCGGAGCUUGACAAGAUUUUCCGAAAGCAUCCAUGGGCUGAUCUUCCACGAGAUCGAGUGGGCAUUCUAGCCCUUAAAGACACGCUCAGGUCACUCUUGGUUGAGAUCACCAAACGCGAGUUUCCUACAUUGAUCCAAGAUGUCAGUCGCCAAAUUCGAGAAUGCAAGAGAGAAUUAAACAGCCUUGGACCACCUCGUCAGGAUGAGCGCGAGCAACGAAGUUUUCUUUGUAGCAUUGCUGGGGCUUUCCAGGAUCGCGCCAGGGCAGCAUUGAUGGCUGAUUAUAACGCAAACACGGGCUUCGACGAAGAUGAGCUUCGUCUCAUCACCCACGUGGUGAACAUUACCGAUAUUUUCGGCGCUGAUUUCCAUGAGAGUGCUCAUUCGCGACAGUUUGAGAAACUUGGAUCGGCGGAAGAGCCCGAAGAAGUCGAGAAGUCUGAUGAUUGUGAUGAUAAAGCCGGGCCGAUGGUGAACGAACUGCGAGAGCUCCUCGAGAAAGCAAGAGUUGAUGAUAUUGCGCCAGAGGAGUUUGCUGAACUAGCUGAUGUCAUUACUCCGGAGAAGAUAUCCAUGCCCGUGCCGUGCGACAACUUUAGUGAAUGGAUCAAUGAAGUCUACCUGAAAUCCAGGGGCUUGGACCUGGGCACGUUCAACGCAAACUUCCUUACUACAGCGUUUGCAGAGCAGUCACGCAAGUGGGGAGACAUGACGAAGAUCUACAUGAGCAGAAUCAUCAUCACUCUCCAUCGCUUCAUCGUCGCCGGACUCCGUUCCGUCUGUUCAGAAGAGCAAGUCCGUAACAAGUUGUGGAUCGCAAUGAUAGAGAGCUUAGGGGAACGCUACAAGAAGGCAAUGGACCAGGCGAGACUGUUGGUUGAAGUCGAGCAGUGCAAGCAACCCUAUACUCUUAACAAGCAAUUCGCUCAAGCGCUGUCCAAGGCUCGGGGAUACCGAGUCACGGAACUACUACGCCCCAAGGCUAGAAAGGACAGUAAGCAAUUCGUAGGGACUCAGCCCAUGAUUAAUUUGAACGACAUCCCUAAGGCUGUGGAAGUUAAAAGCAAUGUGGAGCAGUUGCAAGAAGAGAUUCAUGACAUUCUUCAUGCCUACUACAGCCUGGCCGCGGACCGGUUCAUCGAUAAUGUCUUUCAGCUCGCUGUUGACUACUGUCUGUUGCGUGGCCCUUCCAGCCCCUUGAAGGUUUUCACCCAGGAUUGGGUUAUCAACUUAGAAGCUGAGCAACUUGAACAGAUUGUUGGUGAGACCAGAUCUGUCAAGAAGCGCCGUCAAGGAUAUACAAAGAAGAUUGUGGAUUUGACUAAUGCCUUGAAGAUCCUCCGAACUUAG